This is a messenger RNA of Physella acuta, 944 nucleotides long. RefSeq lists its product as uncharacterized. Lineage: Eukaryota; Metazoa; Mollusca; Gastropoda; Physidae. The record is from RefSeq and is a predicted model, not a curated record.
GAAAUCAUAGAACAUAACGGCUUUAUAAAAAUGAAGAAAUAGGGAAUAAGCAAACAUGGCUCUGAUUACUGUAGUAUUAGCAUUCUUGGGUGUCUGGUCCGUAUCAGCACAAGUUUCACAACGAGCUAUGAUAAAACACCAAGGAGAUUAUACAAUAAUUACCUGUGAUGCUUCCCUUGCCGGAGUACCUGAAACAGCAACAGAGCUAAAAAACGUGUCGUUGUUCUGGCAAAAUGUAGAAUUUGAUCGCAACUCCUAUCUGUUGUACGAAAUAACAGUAGAUCCACACAAUAGAGAAAAACCCCGCGUAAGUCUGAUCAAACCAAGCUGGAAAGACCACUGGAUCCCGAUCUCAUAUUCCAAGAACUUAAAGCCCAACAUGAGAAUCAAGAAGUACGAAGCCUCGUUGGGUGUGGUUAUUACAAGAAGCACGCCCCAGGAUUCGGGCAUGUACUGCUGUAGUUCCACUUACUUCACCAUCACCGACGCCACACGUGAAUCACGGAAUUGCAAUUAUUUACCAGCCUACGGUAUUCGAACCCAGGCAUACUCAACAAGCGGGAGCUCAGUCAAGACAGUUACCGGGAGUCUAAUCUUCGGUUUGCUGAUUUUCCUCAUGGAAUCUGCUCAAAUUUUUAGGGGUUAAUAAAAGUCUUGUUCUUCGCAUAAAAGGCAAAAACCAUCUUGAGGAUUUAUCAACUAACGAUAUGUCUCAUCUUAUGAUAAAAGGAAAACAUAAAAGUUCAUAAUAUUUUACAAGAUCGUGUAAUAAGGCAACAAAAAUCAUCUGGAAGUUUUAUCAACAAGCGAUAUGUCUCAUAUUGUGCUAUGAGGACAGCAUAAAAGCUCUUCGUUUUUUACAUCGUGAAAGAGCUACAAAAACAUUUCUGAAAAUAACAUCUGAAAGAAAUUAUUAAACAUCAUAUAGAAGAAUUAAAAUUUGA